Salvia hispanica is the source of this 537-nucleotide messenger RNA. It is a transcript of the gene CLV3, whose product is annotated as CLAVATA3. The record is from RefSeq and is a predicted model, not a curated record. Lineage: Eukaryota; Viridiplantae; Streptophyta; Magnoliopsida; Lamiales; Lamiaceae. Gene Ontology annotation, molecular function: receptor serine/threonine kinase binding.
AUCAUUUUUCCGCCCAAAUUUCCCUCUAUAAAUCUCCCCUCUCCACCCAUCUCUCUCCUCAUCCUCUCCCCAAAUUAAUCUCACUGCAAAACCCUCUCAUCUCAGCCAUGUCAAAAACCAUCUCCAUCUUGCUCCUCUUAGCCCUCCUCCUCCAACCCUUUGCUGAAUGCAGCAGCAGGGGAGCCAGCUCCAUGGAGAUUAUGCACAAACAGUUGUUCAUGGAGAUGAAGAAGAAGAUGGCCUUGAAGAAGCUGAUCCUUGACCACGGCCCCUCUGGCAAGAACGAGUUGCCGGAAGAUUGGCAGCUCAGGGGGGUCCCGGCCGGCCCCGACCCGUUGCACCACAACGGGCGUGAGCCGAAGAAGCCACAAACUCCAUGAUUUCAAAAUGAACAACGGAAAAUAGAAAAAUGCUCUGUUUUUUUGGUUAUCUAAAGUCAUCAUCUAUGUAAUAUAAUAUCCAAUCAAUGCAGGCAGAUUAUGUAAUAUCCAAAUCACUACUACUUCAACUUUGUAAACCAAUCUACUUUUAUAUAUA